Medicago truncatula (barrel medic) is the source of this 1984-nucleotide messenger RNA. Its product is annotated as TOM1-like protein 3. The record is from RefSeq and is a predicted model, not a curated record. The coding region runs from base 221 to 1744 and encodes 507 amino acids. Lineage: Eukaryota; Viridiplantae; Streptophyta; Magnoliopsida; Fabales; Fabaceae. Gene Ontology annotation, biological process: protein transport to vacuole involved in ubiquitin-dependent protein catabolic process via the multivesicular body sorting pathway. Gene Ontology annotation, molecular function: phosphatidylinositol binding; ubiquitin binding. The transcript has 10 exons.
AAAGCGUUCUAAUGUAUCCAGAAGCAACAAAUAAAGAAAGAAAAGUCGGUCUUCAAUUGAGUGCUUUUCAUUAUUCUCUUCUCUAAAAUUCUCAUCUCACUUGUUUUCUUUCUUUCUAAUUCGAUCGAAAUCGCUUCGCAAUUCGGAUUUUCAAUUCUCCCUCUUUUUCUCUAUUUUCACAGCUAAGGUUUUGUAAAGGAUUUGAUUCAUUGGAGACGAUAUGGCUAAUAAUGCUGCUGCGUGUGCUGAGAGAGCAACCAGUGAUUUGCUCAUUGGUCCUGAUUGGGCUAUCAACAUUGAAUUAUGUGAUAUCAUCAACAUGGACCCUAGGCAAGCAAAGGAUGCAUUGAAGAUAAUUAAGAAGCGCUUAGGCAGUAAAAAUCCCAAAAUACAGCUGCUGGCUCUUUUUGUACUGGAGACCCUUACUAAAAAUUGUGGUGAAAGUGUAUUUCAGCAGAUCAUUGAGCGUGAUAUAUUACAUGAAAUGGUUAAGAUAGUGAAGAAGCGGCCGGACUUAAGUGUGAGGGAAAAGAUACUGAUUUUAAUUGAUGCAUGGCAAGAAGCUUUUGGUGGCCCAAGCGGAGUUUUCCCCCAAUACUAUGCAGCAUAUAAUGAACUAAAGGCCGCUGGAGUUGAAUUUCCACCAAGAGAAGAAAAUAGUGUGCCAUUCUUCACACCUCCUCAAACUCAGCCGAUUGUUAAUUCUGCUGCAGAAUUUGAUGAUGCUGCUAUUCAGGCUUCUCUUCAGUCAGAUGCAUCUGACCUUAGUGUACUAGAGAUUAAAAAUGCUCAAGGGCUGGCUGAUGUUUUGACGGAAAUGCUCAGUGCUUUGAAUCCGAAAGACCCCGAGGGCGUGAAGGAGGAAGUGAUUGUUGAUCUUGUUGACCAGUGCCGUUCUUACCAGAAACGUGUCAUGCUUCUUGUGAACAGUACUGCGGAUGAGGAGCUUUUAGGUCUGGGAUUGGCACUGAAUGACAGCCUUCAGCGAGUACUCCUUCAACAUGACAAUAUUGCGAAAGGAACUGCUAAUUCAGGUGCAAGAGAAGUAGAUACUCCAGUUUUGCCACUUGUACAUGUAAACCAUGAAGAUGAUGAGUCAGAAGAUGAUUUUGGUCAAUUAGCCCAUAGGUCUUCACGAGAUACUCAUACACAGAAUCGGAAACCAGAGUCAGUGAGGAUGAACUCGCUUAUUCCCCCACCACCAGCAUCAAGGAUGCCAGUCUACUCUGGUACUAGCAUGGUUGACUAUCUUAGUGGUGAUGCAUACAAGGCAGAAGGAUCCCUUGAAAACUCAGAACCAACUUCAUUUGCAGCUCCUCUUCAUUCUAGCCCUAAUCCUACCUCAUCUGCUAUUCCUACAGAGUCUUCAACCCAUCCUCAUGCCACUACUACCUCAUCACCAAUUUAUAGCAGACAGCCUAUAUAUGAUGAGCCAUCUCCCAUGAAGACUUCUGAACCGCUGCCUCCAGCUCCCUGGGAUACACAAGCUCCUGUCGUGAUUCCACCCCCACCUUCAAAGUAUAAUCAAAGACAACAGUUUUUUGAGCAACAAGGUUCAUCUCAUUCAAGUAAUGGAUCAAGUUCGUCUACUGACAGCUUGCUGGGACAAACUCAAAAUCUCUCUCUGAAUUCAUCCACCCCAACCAAAGAACAGAAGCCAGAAGAUGCCCUUUUCAAAGAUCUAGUUGAUUUUGCAAAAUCGAAAACCUCUUCAUCCUCCAAACCCAAUAAUAGGUCAUAUUGAGAUAAAUACCCUUUUCUUGUUGCUUAUGUUGGAGUUUAUGAAUUGUGAAUGUUCAUUUGGUUUAGCUUGAGGCGUCCAUUUUGUGGUUGUGUUUAGGAAGCAUUCGGACAUGUCCAUCCAUGUGUGUACUUAGUUCACAUUUAAAACGCUGUUAGAUAUAUUGCAUAUACCCAUAUGUAUAUGGUUCAUACCUAUUUUAUUGACUUGUGUUUUCAAUAAUAUCCUAUCUCUUAAGCAUCA